This is a messenger RNA of Pelobates cultripes (western spadefoot toad), 14721 nucleotides long. Lineage: Eukaryota; Metazoa; Chordata; Amphibia; Anura; Pelobatidae. The record is from the annotation of a GenBank genome assembly.
ACUGUCAGUGCUUAUGGUCAGUGUCUGCAGGGUCUGCCCGGUGUCUGGCGGUGGGAGCUCGGAGGAGAAUUGUUAUUAGAGCCUGGAGGUGGGGAGAGGGGUGGAUGGGGGACCUAGACUUUCUUUGUAUCCGCGUGGAUUACAAGAAAUGGGUGUCGGUUCGAUACAGACUGGAGUUUACUUUCACUUUCUGUUCGGCUAUAUAUUCACAUACAGAGGGGGAUUUCCAUGUUUGGAGAGAGAAGCCAUAUCUCCCCCAGCCGAGCUGCAGACACACACAGAGGGGAGAGCAGCCAGGAGUGAGGUAAAUACCCGAAAUAUUACAAUAUUAUAAUAUUACUUCAUGUGAUGUCCUCCUCAUUUUACUGGCUUCCUGUAUCUUUGUUAAACCAUCCUGUCUAGGCUAACUGUCUGGGUUAUAUUCACUAAUGUGCGACUUGUCAGGAAGUAAAAGGGCAAUUUUCAGCUAAAUUGGAAACCUUGCCCUGAUCAAUUCAAUAUCCCUAUAUAGAUAUGUGUUAUUAAAAGCUUAAAUUACUGUUAGAGGUGAUGAAGCAGAUAUAAGACCCAGCCCCCAGUGAAACCAGUAAUAAUGUUAUAACCUUGGAACCUUCUCAUAUCCCAAAACUACAGUCUGCCCCCCUUUAGUCUGAUCCCCUUCCCCACUACAGUCUGCCCCCCUUUAGUCUGAUCCCCCCCCCCCACUACAGUCUGCCCCCCUUUAGUCUGAUCCCCCUCCCCACUGACAGUUUGCCCCCCUUAGUCUGAUCACCUCCCCCACUAAGCAGUUUGCCCCCUUAGUCUGAUCCCCCACUCACAGUUUGCCCCCUCUUAGCUGGAAGUUUUCCCCCACUACAGUUUGCCCCUUGUGGACUCACUGAUCCCCACUGCCAGUUUCGGCCCCCCUUAGUCUGAUCCCCCACUAAGCAGUUUUCCCCUUUAGUCUGAUCCCCACUACAGUUUGCCCUCUUUAGUCUGAUCCCCCACUACAGUUUGCUCCCUAGUCUGGGAUCCUCCCCACUAAGCAGUCUGCCCCUUUAGUCUGACAUCCCCCCACUAAGCAGUCUGCCCCUUAGCUUGAUCCCCUACUACAGUCUGCCCCUAGUCUGAUCCCUCCUACUCAAGCAGUUUGCCCCUUUAGUCUGAUCCUCCCCACCUGCCAGUCUGCCCCCCUUUUUAGUCUGAUCCCCCACUACAAAGCCCGCCCCUUUAGCUCCGAUCCCUUCCCACCUGCCAGUUUCCAAGGCUCCCCCUUGGGCCCGCUGGGACCCUCCCCUACUGCUACAGUUUGCCCCCAUUUAGUCUGAUCCUCCCCACUGCUACAGUCUGCCCCUUUAGUCUGAUCCCCUCUACUACAGUCUGCCUCUUUAGCUGUCUGAUCCCCUACUACAAAGCUCAAGGCUCUUUGGGCUCCGAUCCCCUCCUACUAAGUAGUCUGUGCCUCUCUUUAGUCUGCUGAUCCUCUACUAGCAGUUUGCCCCCUUUAGUCUGAUCCCUCCCCUACUAAGCAGUUUGCCUCUUUAGUCUGAUCCUCUCUCCCUCUACUAAGCAGUUUUGCUCUCUUAGUUCCGCUGAUCCUCUACUAAGCAAGCAGUUUGCUCUUUAGUCUAAUCUACCUCUAUUUAUUAUUUUCUUUGUGUGUUUUCACUUUAUCACUCAGUGUGUGAUCUGUAAAUCCUAUACAGCAAUACAGCAAUUAGAAGCACAUUACAUUCAAAUAUAUAAUUCGACGGGCAGAUUGCAUUUUCAUUUAACAUUUUGUACAGUGCCACAUCACACUGUAAUAAAUAUUAAGCGCAGUGUGACGUGACGCUGUUGUAUCUUAUUGCAGCAUUGGCAAUCUUGUUCUGGGCUGCCUGAGAUUGAUAGGAGUACUCUGUAGGACAGCAGCUGCUGUUUAUGGCAACUGUAAUUAAUUCUGACACUCGUGUCAAUGACACACUCAGUAGGGGGACAUUUCUACUUCUGGGUGGCCAACACUUUGUGGUGAGUCCAAGCAUGAUUAAACUCCCCACAGUUUACUGUUGUGCAUUACCUGCCUAUCUAAAUUUGGACUUUGGGACGUGCUCUUUGGACACAGAAACUGUGAGAAAUCGUGUUUCUGGAAAUAUCCCAGAAUUCCCAGCUGGUCAUGCAAAUAAGUUCCAACAGGCAUUGUGUGUCAGACUUCUCCCUGUAUUCCUGCGGGUACCCUUAGCCAUAAACCCUGUUUUAAACCUGGUUAUAUUCCAACAGGACGCAUGACCAGAAACCAGCCCUGGAUUCUUUAAACAACUUCUUCUCUGGAACUAAUUGUUAGAACAAUUUGAAAUUUGACAAACGUGGGAGUAAUGUCCUCUACCAUGGCUGUGCUAUGAUUUAUAAAUACAUUAGUGACGCACUCAUGUAAAUAAAUAUACUUUAAUAUAAUCUUAACUUACAUUCCAAAGCCACAGUAACAAGCAUUCAAUUUUCUUGUAGCUGUGAUCUAAAAUGUCCUAUCACAGUCCUGUCUAUAUAUCUGUGUUAUCUCUGUGUUAUGCCCGUGCCUUUAUUAAAACCUAGUACGUGUCAUCCACGUAUUACAUGUAUCCAUGUGUCACUUCAAAUGUUUUGCAGGUUCCUUCAUAAUGAAAUGCUUCAGCCCACCAGUAUGUUUGGUUGUUCUGGACAUUACAACCCUACAGUUGAUGGGGUUAUGUCUGCCUCAAAUAAACACCUUGUAUUUGCCCAUCCUUGGGGUCUGGUUGGUUGGUCUAUCACGAUUAUUGGUUCUCAUUCUUGGUGUGCGUGUCAUGAGGUGCUGGUCUAAGAUGCCUUCAUGGAUGGAGGGAGACCCUCUUCCAGUGUCCUACAUUGUCCUCAGCCUUCUUACCCCAUCCUGUGCCACUAUAUGCAGCGUAGUGUCACCAAAUAGCAGCUCCGAGAUCCUCUACAGCUGGAAACGUUGGGACUUGUUAGUGUUGAACUACCUCCUCACAUUAACAUCAGCUAUUCUUUGGCACGAGCUGGGUCCUUCCGCUGAGAAGAAAGAGGAUGAGACUGCAACGUCUUCAGGCUCCUUGAUGCGCUUGCUUACUCUCUUAAAGCCUUAUGUAUAUAGAUUUACACUUGCAUCAGUAUUUCUGAUACUUUCAUCAUGGGGUAAGUAAUGGAUUUUACUGUCAACAACUGAAAAAUAUUGUUGAAUCCAUUGGCCUUUUUAUUAUACAGAAACCCUUCAGCCAGAUCUGUAUGUGUGAUCCCAAAUUGUAAAAACUGUUAACACAAGAAAUAUCCUUGUGAAUUAGUUUGCUCUGUAUAUACAAACCAAAAAGUAUACAUAAAAAUGUUGAUUUAUUAAUUAUAAUUUUUUUUUUACUUCUUAGUGACCUUUUGAUGGCAUUGAAUGCCCAGUCAGCAUAAAUACAGUGUGGUGAAACCACACCUAAAAAUUCAUGUCAUAUUCUUAUCAUGUGUUAUAAUGUCUUAUUUCCUUUACUGCGCUACAGGUGAGAUGGCUCUGCCUUCCUACACAGGGCGCAUGACCGAUUGGAUUCUGAAUAAAGAAGAUCCCUCAGCAUUUAAAAGUGCCAUCACAGCUAUGAGUCUGAUCACCAUCUCUAGGUGAGUCACACAGGGUUAUUCACAGGGAAAUCAAAAUAAAUGGCAGAAAAUUGAACAGUGAGACUGCAGGGACAUGAUCUAUACACCAAAACUGUUUCAUUAAACUAAAGUUGUUUUGGUGCUUAGAAUGUUCCUUUGAAUUGGAAAUCAAAGUAAUUUUUUUCAAACACAGAAAAGCUCUGAAUAUAACAAUGAAUUUUGUCUUGGCAGUGCAGUGACAGAAUUCCUGUGUGACUGUAUCUACAAUAUCACGAUGAGCAGAAUACACACUAAAACCCAGGGACAGGUUCUCCGCUCUGUCCUGCAGCAGGAGAUAGGUUUUUUUGACACCGUACCCACAGGUAACUGUUAAGAACCUCUAUUUAGCUUUGUGUAAUAGUAUGCAGCAUUAUCAAUGCUUUUUCUUACAAAUAACCCAUGAUAUUACAAACUAUUGAAUGGCGCGAUUUCUCUUGCAGGGGACAUCACAUCUCGCGUUACUUCAGAUAUCACGGCAAUGAGUGAAUCUCUGAGCAGUAAUCUGAGCCUGUUAGUGUGGUACUUCAUGAGAGCUGUAUUCCUCAUUGCUUAUAUGCUGAGCUUGUCCCCAAAGCUGACACUUUUCACUUUGAUGUGUCUGUGUGUCAUCACACUUGUGCCAAACCUCUCAGGAACUUUUUCCCAGGUGAGGCAGUUGUCAUCCACUACACAAGUUUAUCACCCUCUUUCUGUCCUUGUGUCUUUGGUUUCCAAUUUAUUUGUUUAGUAUUGUUAAUCCUGAUGAUUAUGAUGCACAUAAACUAUAUAUAUUCACUUUAAUGCCAAUACGUGCUGCAGUCAGAAAGCUAUGUUUUUGUUAGCAGGACAUUGAGAUAGGUACUUAUAGAAAGGUUGACAAUGCUGUUUGUUUAUAUUACUGCCCUGCAGUAACACAUCCUUUUAGAUCUGUAGUGGGGCAUUUUUUAAACUGCCUUGUAAGAUGUCGAUGUUGUACAUCAGUUUAUUAAAAUUUAUAUUUGCAACUGAAUGGAAAAGUAGUAACCAUUUCACUACAAAACCGGUGUAUUCUAAAAGACGGGCAGUGCCUAGGACUGGGAGUUAGGGGGGCUUAUGGGCAGAUGUCAUGAUAUGUGUAAGGCUCCAGUUUGGAGAAAAAUUAUGACACUAAUUAAAUUCACUGAAAGGUGUAUUUAUUGAAAAAUGCAGUACGUGUAGCUAAAUACAAUGGCUUUUGGUCUGAUUACGUAUUUAAUAAUGAGUAUAUGCAUUAACAAUAACUUUCUGAAACUCAACAAUCACAUCAAUUACAUUUGUUAUACAUUAAAUAUGUUCCUAAUAUAUUAAAACUAUAUUCCUUGCUUCAGCAACUAUGAAUUGGACUAUAACUCACCUGGACUCACCAGUUUAUCUUAGCUAUGCUGUGAUUAGUUAGAUUUUAGGGCAGAGGUGUCCAAAAGGUAGAUCCCCAGCUGUCAUAGAACUACAACUCCCAUGAUGCUCUGCAUACCUUUAAAAUGACUAAGCAUCAUGGAAGAUGUAGUUAUAGAUGUUGAUCUAUUCCCAAAUUCAUUCUUUAUUGCUAAUGAAGAGGUUAGGGCUAUUUGAGAUUUGAAUUCCAUAGUGUCCAAAACCUCAGUAAGUAUCUAGAUACUUCUUCCUGUUACCCAAACAGUUCUAUUAACUUUGUGCCUGCAUCCAUCACACGUGUAAUAGCUACUGUAAAAGGUGCACUCAGUAUUCUUUAUAUAUGUGUAUAUAAUAUAUUUAUUUAUAUCCCAUGUCUUCCCUGCAGAGCCUGGCUGUGAAAGUCCAGGAAUCUCUUUCAAAAGCUAAUCAGGUUGCACUGGAGGCUUUCUCCAACAUGAAGACUGUGAGGAGUUUUGCUAAUGAGGAGGGUGAAAGCCAGCGCUAUGAAAGCAGAUUGCAUGAUACCUACCAGCUCAACAAAAUGGAGGCCCUUGCCUAUGGCUGCUCCAAUGUGGCCAACAGCGUGAGUAUAAAGAAAAGGUGUCGUCUCGGGAUAAGCAUUUUAUUGGUGUCCGAGUAUCCAGAUUGGGAUUUAAGAUCUUUUCAUUUCUUGUAACAUUGUAGAAAAUUACAAAAAAAUAUAUGAGCUUAUCUAAAGAUUUCAGGUUAGCUUUUUUAUUAAGAAGUAUAAGCCAAUGUUGACAGUUGAUCAUUUUGUUUGUGUCUAAAUACAAUACAUUGGCAAUAGCUUGUUUAAAAUGCAUCCAUUUUGUCAGUCGAGAGGCAGCUAUUUUAGAAUAACGCCAUUCCAAAAGGUUUUUCCCACUCUACCUCUUUCCUUCCCAGUUAUUAUGUUCCCAUUAUAUUUUCCCGAAGUGUUGCAACUUCAGUUCCAGUGGGAAAAGCUGUAAUAGGACAUGAAAUACAAAACCAAAUGGAAGGUGGAAAACUAGUACAGUCUAUUAUUUAAGUCAUAAAUGGACAAAAUGUCACACCUUUAGGAGAGAACACAUGGGGAGACACAUGGUAAAGUAAUAACUGUCUGCAGUUUCUCUGUGUCAGGAUAUACAAUGACCCAACACACUGUGUCUAAGUAAAGCUAUAUAUAUAUUGUAAACUCUUAGAUAUGUACGUAUUACCAGGCCUGUGAGUGGCCAGACUUAAUAUAAAUAUAGAAUGAUCACAGACAAGCCAAGAUUGGGGAUGCACAAUAGGGCAGAAACGAGUAGACAAGCCAAUAGAUCAAGGAUACCAGAAAUAAUAAUAGUCAAGUACAAGCCAAGGUCAAAAUGUCAACGCAAUCUCUGAUUACCAGUAAAUGGAAAUCACGACAGGACACUGAUAAUCAGUUUAAAUGGCUAUAGGAUGGCAGGGAUUGGCCAGAAAUGAUCUUAUGAUGCCAAAACAUGUGUGCGUGUCCAUGACGCAUGCAAGUUUGUGUCAAUUUUGCCAUAUUCGGAGGCGUAGCUAUAAAGGGAUUCCGUAGCACGGGAGCCCUCUGAAUGCCACAAUGACCAGACGUUUCAUGGAAGGUAGACUGAAUUACAGUCCUACUCAAGGUGGGACUCGACCUGUGGCUAAAACCAGAGAGACACUGCCGAACAGACUGGGCCACAUGAUCUCACCUCUCUGGUGCAGUGACUCUCUGGCUGUCUGCAGCCAGGUUGUGAAUUAAGUAAAGCUCACUCACUGUUGUUGGGGUCUAUACUUUUGAUAAGAAAGUAUUUCUGGCAUGAGGGGGCGUGGCUAAGGAGGCAGUGUUAUGGUGCCGAAUUCUGUAAAACAUUUCUUGGUGCCUGGAGUGUCCCUUUAAGCUGCUAAUGAAUAUGGAGUCAGUAUUGGUAGAAUGGAGUAUUUUGGGGUAUGUAUACUGAGGAGUGGAGUAGAAGAUUAAGGUAACUUCCAAGGGUCAUGUGUGAACUAAAGUGAAAAGUUUAUUUUUAAUUGUGUUAACUAUCAUAUUGAUAAGUUUUUUUUAGUUGAUCUCCAGCUUUGAAAAUCCAUUUUAUCUUGGUUCAUCUGAUGGCAGCUUAGUAUUCAAAAUCACAGAAAUUAGUCGUUUUUACUUUUUCAUCUGUUUUACAACUGUACAAAUUGACGAUCUCAAUGUAUAUUACUGCCAUGUAUAAUGUAUAUAGUUUACAAAGAUAAGUUACUUUGAUAAACACAUGGACUUGUGGAAGGCAAAAAUUGCCAGUUUAACUAUUUACUGUCCUACUUACAGUUUGCAGGUCUGGCUUUGAAAGUUGGGAUUUUGUACUUCGGAGGACGCUUAGUGACCAACGGAGAAGUCAGCGGUGGGGACCUGGUGUCAUUUGUCCUGUAUGAGAUGCAGUUUACGUCAGCCGUGGAUGUAAGAGAUAGGGUCACUCCUUUUGGAAUGUCAGUUCUAUUGGCGGAUAUCAUAUGUCCUUGGUGAUCUACCAAUUAUGCAUCUUUUUAUUUCACAUACUAUGUGGACCCCCCUUGUUCCAAUGUUAUUUCUUGUUUCUCUCACUGAUGCAGUGCAUGUAUCAGUCUGACGUGUAGGUAAAGGCUGUGUGAGAAACUCUUUCCAUGAUACUGUAACUGUGUGUAACAACUUUGAUAAUUAUCCAAUUUAAUGAGUAACCAUACAUGUGCUCGUUAGUCUCUAAUCUUCUGUGCCUUUCUGAUUUUUGAGGACUUGCUAUUAGUGAGACUUUCUAGCACUUCCUUUUGUGGUUAUUCCUUUGGAAGUAAACUCAUGACUAUCUGUCUCAAUGAUUGCAGGUUGUCUGACGCUGUACAGGAAUCAGCCUUAAUGAUGCUGUAUGGAUAUAUUUGCCUGUGUUGCUUGGAAAGUUUCUCACACUUUGAUACAUUGCGAAUUUGUCUCAGCUCUCUCCUGCUGCUGUCACAUAACUCUAUCUUAUUGAUGCAGUGUGCAUCUAACUCGUACUUGAUCUCUGGCCUUUUCUAUUCCCAGGUCUUGCUGAGAAUGUACCCUGAUGUCAGAAAAGCUGUAGGGUCCUCAGAAAAGGUUUUUGAGUAUAUGGACCGCACUCCACAGAUGCCCAAACAAGGCACCCUCAUCCCUAGCAGUCUCAAAGGGCACGUUCAGUUCCAGAAUGUUACUUUCUCAUACCCGAAAUAUCCAGAUACCCCAGCUCUGCAGGUACCAAUACCAACACACACAUUAUUAUUGUGCAUUUUUCAUAGAAAGUAUCAGUUUCCGCAUCCUUGUUUAUUGUCCAUACCCUUAGGAUGUGUCUUUUGAACUGUGCCCUGGUGAAGUGACAGCUCUGGUGGGUCAAUGUGACGCAGGAAAGACCACAGUGGUGCAGCUGCUGCUCAGAUUUUAUGAACCGAAGAAUGGAAAGAUUCUAAUGGACGGAAAACCAAUAUCAGAAUACGAGAACAAAUUCUACCGCACAAAGGUACUAUUCACACCCUGCGUCUGGUUUUGUACUAACACUGCAUUUAUCUGUAUUACUGCUGGUAAGUCAGAAUAUAUGUGACUAGAUAUAGUUUAAUAGGACAAAUACUGUAUGGGGUGUGAUGGAAUUUAUCUUGAUUCCAAGGCUCAAGCUUAUAGGUGUCAUAUUUUGAUAUCCUAUAUUAAAAUUGGCUAAUGUGGACUCGGGAAAUGCUUGAUGCUUAAAACGACACUUAAGACCAUAUAUGUCUAGUUCCGGGAGCAGAUAGCCCACACCUGAGAUGUCUCUUAUCUAAUCUUUGUGCAAAGAUCAUUAUUUGGAUCUAUAUCAGGGGUCCAUUCAGCAAACAGGAGAUUGACAAAGGAAUUAUUUAGGCCAAAAUAUCUGCGUUGGAAAGGUAAGUGAGUUGGGGAUUUUUUGGAAUAUCUAUUGGAAAUAUCAUAUCAAUUCACCACAAUCCUAGUCACAUAGGGAUUUAUUCACUAAACUAGGGAACUGAGGAACACAAACUGUUUUCUCGCUUUGUGAUAUGGCACUUGUCAUGCUCUAGUUUAAACCACAUUUUGCAAAUAAACAUUUCGGUUGAUACAUUCCACUCUUUCGGUAUCACAGUUUGUAGUGUAGUAUUCCUAAUGCAUGUUCUCUGCUGUAAAGGAAUACUGGAUCCUUCCAGGGCUAUUCUUUAAAGUCUAAACUGUAGUGUACUGAAAUCUGAAUUGCAACAUUAAGGCUAAACACCUAAACUGUGACUAUAUCUGAAUUGGAGAAUUUUUCCAGAUCUGCUAUUUUUGUCUACAUUCUGCCAUGUGGAUUGCAGUUCACUGCAAUUUGUAUUUUAGUGAAUCAACCCCAGUACGUGGAGAAGUAGAAAGAGAAAGAAAUAAUGUUUCAGUUUUUCCUCUCCCAAAGCAGUGUGUGCCUUGGCUGUGCCAGGACUGUACUGGUUUGUGAUGUAAAUUGCUAAAUCCCAAAUAUAUUACAUUCAAAAGAAAACAGAGAUUCACCUAAAAUGUGUUAAUACGAAGUUAUGGCUGAUUUUUCAGUGCUUUAUUCAAUGGUGUAAUUUCCAGAAAAUUGUCAGUUCCCCCCGUAAUAUCCUCCUUCCAUCGUCUCCCCAUCUAGGUGUCAGUGGUCAGCCAGGAACCAACGCUCACGUCCCGCACCAUUGAGGACAAUAUCUCUUAUGGCUUGGAGAAGGUACCCCAGAAAUCGGUGCAGGAUGCAGCGAAAGUAGCACAUGUUGAUGAUUUCAUUUCAGAAUUAACCAAUGGAUAUCAGACAGGUAUUCUUCUUUUUAUCUGUGUACAGUGUUUGUAUAGUCCAAGAGAAUAAAAGAAGGUAGUCAGCCAUUUACAAGCGAUGAUGUUGAUAAGCACUGGAAACAGUAGAUGUAAGAAGAUAAGAAAGCAUUACCUGACUAUUGAUACUCAGAUGAUUUUCCCUAGGGAUACAUUCCACUUUACCUUGUUUAUAGCUAUAAAGCAUUUCCUAUAGACAGCAAGCGUGUUCGAACUAAACCCUUGUCUCUGUUUGUAAGACAUGUUUUGCAUACAUUACUUCUGUGUCUUGCUAACUUUGCUGCAAAAUACAUUUGUGCUUUAUAAAUAAAUAUUAACAAUUUCACCUCCUUUCCCUUUACAUCCACAACAAUAUGUUUACCCAUAAAAUGACUUUUGUUUUAUUUGGAAAGAGUUAAAAACACAAACACAAAUACACAUUUUAGAUUAGCAUGUGGAUUUUUCACACAUAUAAAUCUAAACUUAAAUAGAAUAAAAUCAUAAGACUUUCCACGCAAAUAUGGCAAUUACAAUUCCUCCUCCAAAAGCAGUGAAAUAAAUAAUUAUGUUGUACUUUCUUGCCCAAUAAAGUAGCUAUAGUCACAUCUACAGAUGGAAUGUUUGCUUAUAAUAAGAAGAUCUUUCCCCUUUCCUUACUGAGAGAUUGGAAACCAAAUACAUAUUUUAUAACCAAAAAAAAAGACAAAAAUACUCAUAAAGUUCUUCAUUAAGAAAUAAGAACAUAUAAAAUACACAUACAGUGAAUUUAUUGCAUUUUAUGUUUGUAUUUAAACUUAUAUCAAUAUGUGUGUCAAUGUAGAUUUUAUUAGUAUUAUUAUUAUGUGUAUAUACUCAUAUAAUGUCUUCCAAUGUGUUAGGUGCUGGCCAGAAAGGAGGGCAGCUUUCUGGGGGGCAGAAGCAGAGGGUGGCAUUGGCGAGAGCUCUUGUAAGGAAUCCCAAGGUUCUCAUUCUAGAUGAUGCCACAAGUUCCCUGGAUACAAAGACUGAGCUCGAUGUGAGUCCAAGGCGAAUAUGCAAAGAAACAGCACAAACCACCAGUUCCCAUUGAAGCUGACUCUUUAAAAACUACCUUUCUUUUUAAAAACUACCUAUUCCAGCCUCACUGAAAUGGAUUCCUGACAAUCACACAUUCCUUUUUACAAAAUCACCAAAUGCCAGCUUUACUGAAACCAGCCAAUGACUCUUUGCUCUUCAUAAACCACCUAUUCCAAAUCUCACCAAAGCCAAUUGCUUGCAAUCACUUUCCUUUUUUACAAACUGCCAAUUCAAAACCUCCUUGAAACCCAAGUCUUCCAAUCACACCUCCAUUUUUACAAAUCAUCAAUUUUAAACUUUACAGAAGUUUUUCAAUCAUAUUUUCUGCUUCUCACACCACCACCCUUGAACCUCGUCAAAACACACUUCCCUUAUCAUGUAAUACCUCCUCUGAGAUUGGCUUAAACUGACUGCUUCCAAUCACACUUUCCUCUUAUCAAACCACUUUUUCCUAACGUCUCAAAAACUGACUCCUAAAACCUCCCAAAUGAUGGAUAUAAGCAUCCUUAGUAAAGACAAAUAAGUCCUCUCAGUAACUCCCUUCUAUUUACUCACUGCUGGGUCCUUCACAUGUUUCUAGUACCAUCAUUCACAAACACCAUUAAUGGCAGGCACUCCCAGCCUCCAUUUUACAGAUCGAUAGAUAUCUCCAAGUCAAACUUCAACAUGAAUUCCCAGCCUCCACAUCAGACACCAAAAUGUCUUUCCACCUUAAACCUAAGAUGUAAAGUUAUUCUACUUCAGAUACAGCUAUUCCCAGCCUUCACCUCAAAUUCCAACAGAUAUUCUCAGCCAAGGCCUCAGGUACCAAAGCAUUCCCAGCAUACACAGCAGAUACCAACAUAUAUUCCCAGCAUACACAGCUGAUACCAACAUAUAUUCCCAGCCUCCACCUCAGAUACCAACAUAGAUUCCAAGCCUCCACCUCAGAUACCAACAUAUAUUCCCAGCCUUCAUCUCAGAUACCAACAUGUGUUCCAAGCCUCCACCUCAGAUACCAACAUGUGUUCUAAGCCUCCACCUCAGAUACUAACAAGUGUUCCCAAAUUUCAAGACACUGAUAUUCUCCCAGCUCCACCUUAGAUACCAGCAAUAUCUACCACCAGCCAAAACUACCAUUAAGCUGAUACAUGCAUAAACUGUUAUUCACAACCUAUCUUCAGCUAUCAUAAUCUUGUUUUUUUCCUCCAGAUUCAGAGUGCCCUGUAUGAUAAUCCCCAGAAACGGACAGUGCUGCUCAUCUCUCAUCGCAUGCACACAGUGCAGCAGGCAAAGCGUAUCCUGGUACUGGAAAGCGGACAAAUCACAGAGCAGGGGACUCACGAAGAGCUGCUGGCCCUGGAGGGCAGCUACUGGAGGCUCUGGAACAAGCAGACCAGCAGUUUCCAGCGAAGUAAUGGAGAGCAAGAGCAAGUGGAGUGAACACAUUUUAGUAAUACAUUAGUCAAAAGCCAACUACCGAUGCAGGACCCAAAUACUAAUAGAGUAGAGAAGAAACUCUCAGUGGUACGGGAUGGCUGUAAGCAUCUGGACUCAUUAUUGUUUCAAAGAGGUUAUUUUGUAUUCAGUUUGUAAAUAUUACAUAGAAGUUAAAAAAAAGUGGUGAUUUCUUUUUUUAUAUUAGGGGGAACCAUGACGACACUGAAAAUUAUAGUGAUACACGCAGGUCACAAGCAUUUUUUAAUUCACUACAUGAGCAACUAUAGUAUCAUGAGAAUAUUGAUAGAUAGAUAGUAUUAGUCACAAGAAGUUGUUGAAAUUUGACAAGAAUUACAUGCACACACAAAAUUCUCCAACGUUAUUGAAGCCUACAUCAUGCAAUUCUCCUUCCAAUUCUCCACAAUUCCCAGUUUAGUGAAUAAGUCCAGAAGACUUGCUAGAUCAUGUACGUUAUAUAAUCACCUACUAACCUCAUGCUGACGCUUCAUAGUUUAUUAGUCGAGAUAUAGACAUGAAGGGGUUAAGGAAAAAGAUCAUAUCUGGUGCACAGUUCAGGCAGUGGAGAAACCAGCGGGGACUUUCCAAGCUUGCACAGCAAUGGUUACAGCACAAAUCAUUUUUCACAUGACCCCCAAAGGCUUAUAGUUUGUGUAUUUGUAGAUACAGAAACAGUAUUUUUAAAAAGAUUCCAAAUUUAUCAGUAACUAUAAGUACACAGCCUGCUGAUCACCCGAUUUCCAGCACACUCAGGCUAUAAUUGUUUUAUGCAUGGCAUGCAGAUGAACGUUUGCAACUUCCCUGGUUCUGUGCACAUUUUUCUUUUUUCUGUGUACAUGUAUAUAUUGUGCAGUCAUGCUUUUGAUGAAUUUUGGAUAAAUAAAUGAUGAUGUUUUAUACUACUGACAGUCUUCUAAAGGUCUGCUCCAAUCCUUGUUAUAUGUUUCUAUAAUUAGCUUUUUUUGCUGUGGGUCUCUGUUCUGCACCCAUGUUCAAUGAACAUUACUAUGCUCCAUAAUUAGAACAUUGCUGCAUGCAGGGUUAUUCUCUAAACUCUGCAUUGUAGUGACUUUAAAUCCGAAUUGCAGAAUUAAGACCAAAGUAGCCUAGAUGUGACUAGACUUGUGCAUAAGAGCUUUUCAGCUGGCUCUAGCAAAUCAAAUGCCUUUUAACCUACAUCUGAACAAAAAAAAAAAUCAAUCCGACUCCACAGGCAAAUCAAGGACAGAUUGUUAGUUCGUGUAUAGUGCUUUAACUAUAGCAAAAUAGGAUCAUUUCACUAAAUCGCCUGGUUCUUGUCUUAGCUCUGCAAGUUAGAUUUCAUUUGGCUACCUUGUGGAGUUUACUGAAUAGCCCUGACAGUAAAGUACAUUGUUAUUGUUAUUGAGGUUUAUUAUAACUAUUCCACACUGCAAUUAAAAAAAAUCUUCCAGUGCCUCUCCAGAAAAUGGUCUCCAGGUCCACCCCUGUGUUUAAUGAAGGAGACAGAUUUGUAAUUUUGUGUUGAAACAAGGUAGUAACAUCUUAUAGUUUUGCCACAAAAGAUCAUCGGAUAAGAAAAAUAUGACUUCGGUCCUACCUUUGAAACAUUGCCAAAACUAUUUGUUUAUAAUCUAAUUUAUUUGUGUUUAAUCUUGAUAUGCACUUCUCACUUUCGACAAGUACCAGUUUAUUUAAAAGAUGUGAAGUUAGAUUUAUCUUUUGAAAUCUGACCUCUCCCUCCCUAUACUAUGGUUUAUACUAUUUCUAUUGCAUACUCGUGAACAUGGUUAUUUAGUUUCUUGUUCAAUGACCUUUGCUUUUUCAAAGACUGUUUGUGUGAAUGGGAUAUCUGUGAAACUUGGAAUGCAAAUCUUUGGCCUUCUGUGGCUAUUAUCCUUUGCAUUGACUUAAAUAUGUGAUAUCACAAAAGCUGGGAUAACAACCAAAUUCCUUAACUUGACCUUAUUCCUUUGAUAAUAUGUUGCAUAUAUGGUCUAUUCCUUCAUACCUGUGGCCCGCCUAAAGCUGAUUUAUUACAGUUUUGUAUGGUCCUGUCACUUAGGGACACUAUAGUCACCUGAACAACUUUAGCUUACUGAAGCAGUUUUAUUGUCUAGAACAUGCCCCUGCAGCCUCACUGCUCAAUCCUCUGCCAUUUAGGAGUUAAAUAACUUUGUUUAUGAACCCUAGUCACACCUCCCUGCAUGUGACUUGCACAGCCUUCCAUAAACACUUCCUGUAAAGAGAGACAUAUUUAGUCUUUCUUUAUUGCAAGUUCUGUUUAAUUAAGAUUUUCUUAUCCCUUGCUAUGUUAAUUACUUGCUAGACCCUGCAAGAGCCUCCUGUAUGUGAUUAAAGGACCACUAUAGUGCCAGGAAAACAUACUCGUUUUCCUGGCACUAUAGUGCCCUGAGGGUGCCCCCACCCUCAGGGACCCCCUCCCGCCGGGCUCUGGAGAGAGGAAGGGGUUAAACACUUACCUUUCUCCAGCGCCGGGCGGGGAGCUGUACUCCUGCUCUCCUCCUUGCUCGCGACGUCAU